This is a messenger RNA of Triticum aestivum (bread wheat), 4884 nucleotides long. Its product is annotated as disease resistance protein RGA5. Gene Ontology annotation, molecular function: ADP binding; DNA-binding transcription factor activity; DNA binding. Gene Ontology annotation, biological process: defense response to other organism; regulation of DNA-templated transcription. The record is from RefSeq and is a predicted model, not a curated record. The transcript is spliced from 3 exons. NCBI's taxonomy places the organism in Eukaryota, Viridiplantae, Streptophyta, Magnoliopsida, Poales, Poaceae. The coding region runs from base 130 to 4359 and encodes 1409 amino acids.
UUUGUAGAGCUAGCCCGCACAAGCUCAUUGACUUUCCCCUCCCGAUUUGCCCUGCCAAGCUCCGCUGCCCACACGAUCCACCGCCGCCGCCGCCGCCCCCGGAACACCGGCCGCCGGGCCCGGUCGCGGAUGGACGCGCUUUCGUCGGCGGGGAAUCUGAAGGGCCCGCGGCUCAAAGUGCGGCAGGAGUCGCACGCCAUCAAGAAGCCGCCCGGGGCGCAGGUGCAUGGCCGGCCGGAGCAGCAGCAAGGGCGGGCGGUGCGCGUCCACGCCAAUGUCAAGAACUUCAGGGAGAUUGUGCAGUAUCUGACCGGUGGCAUUCUAGCCUCCGACUCGGUUGUGCAGCAGCUAAUCUGUACCCUCGAGUGCCAGAUUGUUGAGACCGUGGAGCGGCAGUCCAUCCUGCCGCCGGAGCUGCCGCCCCCGCCUUCCGCUCCAAUGUCCCCGGCGGCGAGGCUGGAAUCCAUCGCGAGCUCCGUCCGGCCUGUGCCCGUAGACUUGACGGACGACAGAUCCGAGGACGGCGGCCUCGCGGUCGCGGGCGUUGCCGACGAUGACCGGCUCAGUUUGAAGUGUGCUUUGCCGUCCUCGUUGCUGCCGGAAUCGGCCUCGGGGCAGUUCUCGCCGCAAGGUCCGAAAUCAGAUGAUGACUGGCUCAGUCUUCACUGCCCUUUGCCGUCGUCGCCUCCGGUUGCGGCCUCGCGGCAGUUCUCGCCGGAAGGUCCGAAUUUGGCCGAGCAGCUUGAGCAAUUAGUCAGUGAUAUCAGCCGUGAAGACCAUUCACAAAUCAAGCAAAUGCGUCAGACCAAGAAGAGAGUUCAAAAACUACAGGCUCCUGUCUGUGCUAUGGCGGACGCCAUGUUCAGGCUCCCCGCGAAGCUGGACGGGCUACUGGCCCGCCACGGCCACACGCUGCCCCGCGGCGCGGAGGAGGAGAUACCUCUCAUCAAGCAAGAUCUGGAUAAGAUGGUGGCCCUUCUCCAGGAGCACGACGACUCCGGCGCAGCGGAGGACCGUGCUAUGACGGGCAAGUGCCUGGCCAAGGAGGUGCGCGAGCUUUCAUACGACAUGGAGGACACCGUCGACCAGUAUGAGCACGCCGCCGCCGCUACCAAGAGAGGAAUGUUAUCCCCUCGCCGCAAGAAGUACAAGAUCACUUGCCGCAGGAGUAAGGGCACCACUGGGCUUCGGGACAAGCUCAAGUGGCGCCUAUGGAUGGCCAACAAGAUCAGGGAGUUCAGCGUGCGCUCCCAGGAGGCGCUUCAGCGGUACAGCUUGUUUAACCACUCUGGUGACAAUGGCAUCAGUGCUGCUGCCAUUGGUGGCACUGGCUGCAGCACUUCUCCUAGAUCUGAUGCGUCGUUUGGCUCAUGGCGUCCCACGCGGUAUGGGAAGCCUAUUGGUAUCGAUGCCCCCAUGAAGAAGCUUGAAACGUGGCUGGGUAAGGAUGGAGAGCAGAGGCUCAAGGUUGCGUCCGUUGUUGGAUCUGUAGGGAUUGGUAAGACCACUCUUGCCAAAGAGCUGUACCGGAGAAUCGGCGGGCUAUUCGAGUGCCGGGCAUUUGUGCAUACGUCCCGAAAGCCUGAUGUCAGGAGGCUUCUCAUCAGCAUGCUCUCUCAGAUUCAGCCAUACCACACCCCUCACAAUUGGAAGGUGCAUAGCCUCAUUGCUGAUAUCAGGACACAUCUCCAAGACAAGAGGUACUUGAUCGUAAUUGAUGAUGUAUGGACUACCCAAACAUGGGAUAUCAUAAAUCGUGCCUUGCCAGCUGGUAAUCUUUGCAGUGCAAUACUCAUAACGACAGAAGUCGAUGAUGUAGCUCUGAAAUGUUGUGGUUAUGACUCUAAGAAUGUUCUCACGAUGAAACAACUUGGUCAUGAUGAUUCAAGCAAAUUAUUUUUCAGCACAGUUUUUGGCCCGCAAUAUGAGUGUCCUCCAGAACUCAGUGAAGUUGGAGACAGCAUUAUAAGGAAAUGUGCUGGUUUACCAUUAGCAAUGGUUACCGUUGCUAGUCUUUUAGUAAACCAUAUGGGGAAACCAGAGCGAUGGCAUUAUGUAAACAAAUCAUUAGGUUAUGGUUUGAGGACAAAUCCUACUUCAGAGGGGAUGAAACAAGUACUAGACCUUAGUUACAAUAAUCUUCCUCAGCAUUUGAAGCCAUGUGUGAUGUAUCUCAGCAUAUAUGAAGAGGACUACAUUAUUCAGAAGGAUGAUUUGGUAAAGCAAUGGAUAGCUGAAAGUUUUAUCCAUGCAACAGAAGAGAAAGAUAAGGAGGGAAUAUCAAGGAGCUAUUUUGAUCAGCUUAUCAGUAGCAGAGUGAUCCUACCUGUACACAUAAAUGAUAAUGAUGAUGUUUUAUCCUGUAUGGUGCAUCACAUAGUACUUGAUUUUCUUACACAGAAGUCCUUAGAAGAGAAUUUUAUCACCACAAUAGAUCAUUCUCAGACAACUGCAAGGCUUGCUGACAAGGUUCGUCGACUGUCUCUUCACUUUGGUAAUGCAGAAGCAACGCCACCAAUAAACAUGAGGCUAUCACAAGUUCGGACUUUCGCAUUUUUUGGGGUCUUCAAGUGUUUGCCCUCCAUUGUGGAGUUUCGGCUUCUUCAAGUUCUCAUCCUUCAUCUGUGGGGCAAUGAUGAAUCCAUCAGUGUUGAUCUCGCUGGAAUAUCUGAGCUUUUUCGGCUGAAAUAUUUGCAUUUCACAUGUAAUGCCACCUUAGAAGUACCACAAAACCAGAUGCGAGGUCUACGUUAUUUGGAGACACUGAAAAUAGAUGCAAGAGUAAGUGCAGUUCUGUCGGAUAUUGUUCAUUUGCCGGGCUUAUUGCAUCUAAGUCUUCCUGUUGAGUCAAAUCUGCCCAGUGGUAUUGGCAGCAUGACAUCGCUUUGCACACUUGGAUAUUUUAAUCUAUGUGUUAACUCAAUAGAUAAUGUGCAGAGCCUUGGUAAGCUGACCAAUCUCCGGGAUCUUCGACUGACCUGUUCUACAGUUCCUACUUACUUAAAGAGCAAAAUGGAUAAUAUGGGCUCUAUUCUUUCGAACCUCAGCAACCUCAGGUCUGUAACUCUGAAACCUUCAGGUAGUCUGGAGAGUGGUCCUUCCAGCAUGAGCAUUUCCUGUGAUGGCUUGACCAGCGUUUCCUCUCCUCCGGUGUUUCUUGAGAGAUUUGAGUGGUUUCCGCACAUUUGCACCUUCUCCAGUAUACCCAGGUGGAUUGGACACCUCAACAAGCUCUGCAUUUUAAAGAUUGGGGUUAGGGAACUGGCGAGUGAUGAUGUUGAUGUUCUCAGAGGAUUGCCUGCACUAACUGUUUUGUCGUUAUAUGUCAGAGCAAAGCCCGCAGAAAGAAUUGUCUUCACUAAGACAGGAUUCUCGGUUCUCAAUUGCUUCAAGUUCAGGUGCAGCGUACCUUGGCUGGAAUUUGAGGUGGAUGCAAUGCCUAAUCUCUUGAAACUCAAGUUAAUUUUCGAUGCCCAUGGAGUAGAUCAACACGGUACUAUACCUGUCGGCAUCAUGCACAUAACAGGCCUUAAGGAGAUCUCUGCAAAAAUUGGGUGUGCUGGUGCCAGUGAUCCCGAUAGAAGGGCUGCAGAAUCAGCCCUGAUUGACGCUAUUAAGAUGCAUCCGGCACGUCUCUCCUUCAACAUACAGUGUUUAGAUGAGAUGUUCAAUGGUAAGGAUGAUAAUAAUAGCAGGGUGCAAGAGGAAGAAAUAGAACACACGACUUUGCAAAAACAAUAUGUGGUCAUGGAGGAAGACUCAAUUGAACAGCAUGGACUCCUUCAAAAGGGUUCCAGGGAAGAUGCUCACUGCAGGAAGAAGAAAGUACGCGGGAGAAGCACUGGUCCCGGUUCUGUUGCUGAAAUCAUCAAGAAGUGGAAGGAGCAAAACCAGAAGCUCCAGCAAGACAAUAGAUCCCUGAAAGCGCCGGCCAAGGGUUCCGAGAAAGGGUGCAUGGCAGGGAAAGCAGGUCCGGAAAAUUCAAACUGCGCUUACCGCGGUGUGAGACAGCGGACGUGGGGCAAAUGGGUGGCUGAAAUCCACGAGCCCAACCGUGGCCAACGGCUAUGGCUUGGUUCAUUCCCUACUGCAGUGGAAGCCGCGCGCGCAUAUGAUGAUGCAGCAAGGGCAAUGUAUGGCGCCACAGCACGUGUCAACUUCUCAGAGCACUCCCCAGAUGCCAACUCUGGUUGCACGUCGGCACCUUCGUUGCAGAUGUCUAAUGAGGCCACCACUGCGUCACAUCCGUCUGAUGAGAAGGAUGAAUCGGAAUCUCCUCAUCUUAUCUCAAAUGCGCCGACAGCUGUGCUGCAUCAGUCUGAUGCGAAGGAUGAGUCUGAUACCAUCUUACGUCUGUAGGGACUGUGGUGCAUAAGGUGAAAACAGAAGUAAGAAAUGAGAAAUGAUUUGAGAAGUAUGUACUCAUGAGGAGGCACUGGAAGAGUUUCCAACCAAAAGGGGAGGCUUUACAUAAAUAAGUGAAGGUAUGUUACAGUUACUUCAACGUCGAGAAGUUCUUGACAUGAUAAUUGCGGAACUAAGUGCUGAUCGAAGAAUGAGUGCAAGUACAUGAAGAGUACCAAGAUGGCGCUGAUGGGUUUAGUCUUUUCUCGUAUUAGAGUUUUAGCUACGUACGAGGGUUGUAGUCAUGCUGAGCAAUAGGGAUAACUACACUCUAGCUGCCAGGAAAUACAACCUGAAACCGAAGCUUUGUAGAAAGAAUAGCUUUAUACCAUACGUCAACGGGUACAAGAAGUUGUCCUGUGUGUUCAGUUCAUGUACUAUGGUAGAAAUUGAGUCCUUUUUUUUUUUGAAACCGAAGUCCUUAUUCAAUGAGCUUACUCUGUUGAUAUUUUUUAUUAUUUGUUUGGUUGAACUCAAGUU